Molecule: messenger RNA, 367 nt
Organism: Dendrobium catenatum
Lineage: Eukaryota; Viridiplantae; Streptophyta; Magnoliopsida; Asparagales; Orchidaceae
Product: serine/threonine-protein kinase Aurora-3-like
Exons: 3
Biological process (GO): regulation of cytokinesis; protein phosphorylation; mitotic spindle organization
Cellular component (GO): chromosome passenger complex; spindle midzone; spindle microtubule
Molecular function (GO): ATP binding; protein kinase activity
Source: RefSeq, a predicted model, not a curated record
CUUUUUAAUAAAUCCCAAGUCCUAUUUAAGCAUGCUCAUUGGUUGACACAUUCUUCAGGGCCGACUGAAAAUAGCAGACUUUGGAUGGGCUGCACAGCUACAGGCACAUGUAAAGAGACAAACUAUGUGUGGCACCAUAGAUUACCUUGCUCCAGAAAUGGUACAGAAUAAGGCUCAUGAUCAAACAGUUGAUAAUUGGACACUAGGCAUACUUUGCUAUGAGUUUCUUUAUGGUGUCCCACCAUUUGAAGCUGAUGAUAAAUACGAUACUUUCAGAAGGAUUCUUAAGGUUGAUAUUGUAUUCCCUUCUUCACCUUUUGUUUCUCCAGAAGCAAAGGAUUUAAUCUCCAAGCUUCUAGUGAAGGAU